GUCCAAAAUAGGAUGCUCGUAUACUUUUAGGAAAGCUACGUACGACACUCAAGCAGGAAAUCAGGAAAAUAAUGCAAAUAAGGAAAUAAGCUAAAAGUGUUUAGUUGCCAGAAAUAGCAUAUCUGUAUUUGAAAUUUGAAUUGCCUUUUAUAGGCGAUUACAAAUGGUAACUGCCGAACAUAAUGAUGAAUAAAUUAAUUACAACAUUAAUACAGAAUUAAAUACAUAAUUAAUAGUGCAUUGAUUGUUGGCCGUUACUCUUUCUGGUUGGCUGGCAGGUCGGCGUGGCUGGCAGAUAGAACGCUUGAGCUCCUCGUGCGGCAGGCUUCCGCUGGGCUGGAAGGCAGGCCGUUGACCGGGCUGGAAGGCAGGCUCAUGGCUGGGCUGGAAGGCAGGCUCCUGGAUGGGCUGGAAGGCAGGCCGCUGGCCGGGUUGGAAGGCAGGCUCCUGACUGGGCUGGACGACAGACUCUCUUGGGCUUCCGCUCCUUGAUUGGCCUGAUCGGUUGGGCCGACUCGAGCUCGGGUUGCUUGGCUUGGGCCUGCUAGUCCAAGUUUGGGGCCUGGGCCGAUUAGACUCUGGGCCUAGUCCCAUAACCCCAUCACAAGUCCCCCACUACCUUAGUCGAGUAGUAAACUCGGCUAAGAGGUAGUAGUUCAAGUCAGCUGCCAAUUAAAAGAUAUUCACAUACCAGGGAGCAAUAAUUGUGGAUUCUGUCAAACCCAAAAUUCGUGGAGAUUUCCUAAUUUUAAACAAAGCUAUCAGCUUAAAAGGCUUCAAAUUAAUUCCCUCAUCAUCCUAGCAUUCUCGCCAUCAGCUUUCUCCCAGACUUCAAAAUCCACGUCAACUUCCAAAAAUUCCUGAAAUUCAUCAUCAUUAUUUCAUAAUUAUUUACGCACUUUUUUCCUUUUCUUUUCCUUUCUUUCCUUUUCUUUUCUUUCCUUUCCUUUUCUUUCUUUCCUUUCUUUCUUUCCUUUUCUUUUCUUUCCUUUUCCUUUCUUUCCUUUCAUUCCUGGUCUCUGCGUGCAUCUUCCUCGCGUCGCCCCAGCGCCGUAGUCAACCAGCCGACUGGGUUGACCACCGUUUUUCUCCCGGAGGCUCCUGGGUCGACCUCUUCUGCGCUCAAUCGCUGCUCCGCACCACCGGCGGCAGACGGCAUCUCCCCAGCAGUCCAGUGGAUCUGGACGGCGGGUCUGGACCCCCUUGUCCGACCGACCCAAUCUCUUCAGCUGGCGGUCGUUCCACUCCUGGUAAGCGUCACCAGGGGGACUGGUAGCCCGGCGACCCCCCAAGUCAGGUUGCACAUUCUCUCAGGCGGCCAGGCUGUUUGCAGCCGUGAUUCCUCCACCGGACGGCAUCCUCUAGGCCGCCUUCCCUAACGGCUGGCUUCACUUAGAGUUUUGAGCUGGUCGUGGCAUCCCGUGCUAGUCGGUAGCUCCCUAGGGCGGCAGCACGCUAAUUGUCGUCUAAUGCCUAGCAAAUGGCUAUUGGCCUCCACCCAAGUCGGACAUCCACUCCAUAGGGUUGGCGGCAGGCCGGAACUCAGCUGCCCUUCGUUGCGCGGCAGAUGUGGCAGCCUCCCAUUGAUGGCGACUGUCUUCCUGCUGCCCGGAUGAGCCCCUCAUCAUGCUCGACACUUCGUAUUUUCAUCUAUUCUUGUAACUCUUUUUUUUAUGUGUGCAGGCGUGCUCCUUUCAGUUUGAUCAUGCAAGACGGUGGACGCUCUCCCCAUGAAAACAAUGGUCAUGUGGAUUUGGGAUUGUCGGCUAGCAUUGAAGCAGAGCAUGGGGCGGCCGCGAGACCCAUGUGGGUCAGCCACGACCCUCGACCACGUAUGCAUGCGGGUGUUACUACUGGGUGGCAAGCUAACGUUCUCCCUGAGUUGGCUCCAUCCAGGCGGAUUGUUACUUCUGAGGGACGACCUCUCAAUGUUCCAGACAGAGCGCGCAUCCAACCUGUGAAUGUACCAGACUCUGAUGAUGAUUCUGAUACUCGGGUGGACUUGGAUUCCUGGUGGGACCUUGAUAGCGGCGGAAUACUCGGCCUCCCUUCUCGCGUCACAGAAGAGGACCUCACCAUAACAUAUAGGUCCAUAUCCGCUCUCUGGAGUUAUGGAUGGCCGUGCCACUGCAUCCCUUCCUAGUUCGGCUUCUUCACUUCCUGGGUGUAGGCGUGUAGCACCGGGUCAAUUAGCUCCGGCGGCUCACAUGUUUGGUGCAACUUUUUUGGCGCGAUGUGAGGGUGUGGGCCUCGCUCCCACGUUUGGUUUGUUUUUUAGCUGCUUCCAGUGGUGUGCUUCUAGCUUUUUCACCUCAGUCUCCCAGAGGCCGAUGAGCAAACUGUUUCGGUCGGGUUACCCCACUUCAGGAAAGGGGUGGAAGAAGAGAUGGAUCUGGGUGUCCGACCCCAACCUCCCGUCACCUCCGUUUCAGUGGGGUUAGCGGGUUCGGAAGUGUGACUGUGUCGCCCUCUCCCCUGAUCUCAAAUCCUCCAUUGAGAAAAUGUCCACAGGCGGCCCCCCUCCACCAGCUCAUAUUUAGGUGAUUGUCACAUCUUUGGUCCGCGUUUGGCCACACUGUAUUUAUUUUCCUUAUCCUCAUAUUUUUCUUUUACAGAUGUGCCUGAGAAGCCCGAUGUUGAGGCCGAAUCCGAUGAGGAGGUGCCUCAACAAGUCAUCUCCCCUGCAGCUCCUACGGCCGCGGAGGGGAAAGAGCACGGAGCCCCCCCAGACCGUGCGGCGCAGAUCCCAGGAAGGGUGAGGGUUACCUUUUGGCCUCGGCCAGCUGUGUCAGUGCAAGAGAAGCACAAGGGGGGACUCGUCGACCUGCUAGUCGAAUUGGACGGAUCUGACGAGGAGGAGCCUUGUCCAGCCGUCGCUCUUGUGGCCCCUCAGGCAGUUGCGGGGAAAGAGCACAGAGCCCCCUCCCCGGGACGAGAGGAACAAGUCUCGAAGAAGGUGAAGGUCACCCCAGAGUUUCAGUCCGUUGAGUAGGUACAUGAGGGUGUCGAUGAGAGGAUGGCCGAGCGGAUCAGCCAUGACACCUAACAUACAGUUACUUAUGCCUUCCCAUCUUCGAGCACCUCGAUCAUGCAUGAAGGCUUCCUGGUCGUGGAUUACGCUUCAUCGAUCCUCCCACCGGGCGACCUUGCUUGUACGACUUCCCAGGAGUUUCAUCCCCUCAUGGAAGGUUCUAUCCGGUCACCUAUUGAGGUAGGCUGAUCACGUCUUAGCAUAGACUGUGUUUAUCCCUGAGUCCCCUCACAUUUUCGUUUGUCUAGUUCGCAGGGGCUCACCAAGACCAUCAAGGGACUCCACACAGCCAAUCAUUCUCGGGCCAGGCUCCAGUGUGAGGCUGACAAAGCUAGGGCUGCCUUGUGGGCCAGCCAGAAAGCCUUCUCUGAGCUGCAGUCUUCACGUGCGCAUGAAUGUGAAGAAGCGGCCAAACAAGGAGCCAAGAAAGCGCUCUCCGAGUUCCAGGCCUUCGAGCAGUUCCAGAAGAUCAUCUCUGUGAGGGUACAAGCGGAGCAGUCCAACCUAGUGCAGCGGUGGCUGGCAACCCCCGACGGAGAGUAUUGGCGCGCUCGCGAAAUCCUCUAUGCAUUCCAGAGUUCCAAAUAUUUGAUGCAGCAAAAGUUGUACGGCCGGUUGUAGGAUCUUGGCCCUGCCUUUUAUCCUUCCACACUGGGCCUUCCUGAUCGCAUGAAGAAACCCGCAGAGGCGAUAGCCGUUCUUCCCCCAGAGGCCGUCCGCCGGGAGGAGGAGUUUGGUGGUUCGAACGAGUGGGGCUGGUUCUUUCCGCCAGCUCCGGGGAACAUGACUCUCGUGGCCUCCGGUCGGGACUUUGUUGGUGUGUUAGAUGAUAUUGGGAGAUUAAUGGUGAUGGGCCUGUCCAGCCAUGACCUUGUAUUUUGUAUUUCCUUUGUUUUUCACUUGAAUACUCUGUGUUUCAAAUGGAUGUUUGAUUUUUAAUUGAUAUGUCUAUUCUUCUAUACUUUGCAUUACGAAUACUUUAGCAAUUUGUUCGGGGAUCUGGCUUCUCUAACCUCCCAGGGGGCGGUUAGGCUGGCGUGGCCGAGCCCAUCCGUGCCCCUUCUGGUCGGAUAGAAGUGAUCUGUUCGUUAUUGAUAUGGAAUCAACAAGUAUGCGACUUGUUCGGCCAGUGAGGUCGGACAUUGAACCUGCGAGGAGGACCCUUAGGUCGG
Molecule: messenger RNA, 4203 nt
Organism: Cuscuta europaea
Lineage: Eukaryota; Viridiplantae; Streptophyta; Magnoliopsida; Solanales; Convolvulaceae
Source: the annotation of a GenBank genome assembly